ACGGAGGUGCAGUGUUUGGGUCAGCUAAUAAUCACGUUUGGGAAAUACAACGGGAAAUCUUUCAAAUGGCUGGUGGAAAAUGACGAUGGAUACAUUAAAUAUGUCCUUGAUCGCCACGUCAAAGAAUGCCGGCAUCCUGAUAAUAUAGCCAUCAAUGACCGGUGGAUAAAGGACUACCUCCUGAGGUAUGUGCAGCUGCUUCCACCGGUAUCCUGCCACCUCGAGAUGAACGUGGACAAGGCCAUUUAUGGGCAGGGACGGUUCAGGUCGUUCACGUUCAUGGAGAUGUGGCAGUGGUACAGUCUGCACAAGGUGUUUCAGACUGUCCCGCACAGUGGGACAGAUCAAGAGCGAAAGAUGGCUCAGGAGGCGUACUGCUCUGUGCGGCAGUGGCUGGUGAUGAAGGAGGAGGACAUCACCACCAAAUCCCUGAAGCGCUUCAGAAAAUAUAUUCUCGAUAGAGAGAAGCCUUCAUCUGAUGCCACUCCUGCUGCUGCCACUUCCAGCUCUUCAAGAAGAGAACCGGAAUCAGAAAGAGCUUCAUUGCCAGUUUCCCCAGCAGCAGCUGACACCUCCCACUCGUCGUGGUCCGAUGACGCUCUGGACGACUCCGUCUUUUUGGAUGCUCUCGUCACCUUUGAGAGCCAAGAGGAGCUCUUUCCCAUCUCCACAAGCCAGCCUGUGUCGGUAGGGGUUCCCGAACAGCCGCCAUCAUCCAUCAGCGUGCCAGCAACCCUAGAGCAUCUCGAGCAGUCUCCUCGGUCUACCAGCAAGAAGGAAAAGCACAGAAAGCCGAAGAAACCCACGCUGUCCUCGCUUCAGGCCUCCUGUGAGAGUCCCAAGCAGCAGACGCUGCUCCCAUUCUUAGCGCCCGGUCAGUCACCCUCUGGUGCUCGUCCCAAGGAACUGCCGUCGACCUCCACCAGUGUGCCAGCAACUGGAGAGCGUCCCGAGCAGUCUCCUCGGUCUUCCAGCAAGAAAGAAAAGCACAGGAAGCAGCUGAAGCCUACGCUGUCCUCGCUUCACUCCACCAGUAAGGCUGCCUCUUGUGAGAGUCCCGAGCAGCAGACGCUCCUCCCGUUCAUAGUGCCUGGUCAGUCACCCUCUGAUGCUCGCCCCAAAGAACCACCAUCGACCUCCACCAGCCAGCCUGUGUCUGCCACCCCUUUGUCACAAAGUGACUCUCCUGUGGAGCUGGAAGGCUGGGUGCGGCUGUGGGAAGACCCCAAUGGCAUCCCAUCACCUGACAUCCCCUGGCUGAAGGAGGACAGCGAGAGAGGCCUCUUUACGUCCGUCCAAACCUACAAGGACAUCAAGGGCGUCAUUAGAAGGCGGCGGAUCCUGAAGUCAGACCGGAUGUGGUUUUACCCCCCUGAGUCACCCGGCUUCGUUAGCGGCGCCAUCCCCACUCCACAGGCCUUUUACCGCAGCCGGUUUUUCUUCUGGCGCCCCAUCGGAGUGUGGCGGUGCUCCCUGAAAUGUCCCCGUGGAGAUAAGUGCGCUGGGGCCGGAGGCAACACACACCUCUCCAAGUCUGGUUACCAUACCCGGGUACGUCACAUCUGUGAUGUGUCCGGUUGGUACACCAUGGCAACAGAGGUGGUUGUCUGUGGACCGUGCCUCAAGGCUGCCAGGGGUGGAGCGAGUGGUCCCAUGGGUCGGUGGCUGGCCUGGGACGAUGUAAUAUUGCAGCAGCUGAGCGAGGCUCAUCGGGCCAUGUUUCCGGCCGUGUUGACUGCAAAGCGUGGGGUGGACAAAACAGUACUUCGCCUCCUGCGUGACCGCACAGAGGGAAACACCAUGAUCAAAGUGUGGCGGCAGGUGCAGGAGAACCACAUGGAGAACUACCAUCAAAGGAAGGACCUGUACACCACGCUCCUCAUGGCCUUGGUGGAACCCGGCGGAAUCGUGUCUGCGUUGGGUCACGGGGAGUUCCAGGCGCCACCUCCUCCCAGAGAGCUACCCUGCACGCGGCUCCUGCGGCACGCCUUCCUCCUGGCCGAGGCGGACAACGUGCAGGACUACCGAAGCCAGAUCCUCUCCACGUUCGGCACAGUCCUGAAAAUGGAUUCCACAAAGAAGGUGGUAAAGAAAUUGUCUGGGGAGGGCAAGGGCUCGGCCGAGUGGUUCACCAGCAUCAGCAACGAGUACUCGCAGAUCGUGUCUUUUGUUCUCACCUGCGAGGAGUCCUCAGAAAAGCUGGGGCCCAUGUGCCGUGGCGUGGUGGAGCGGUUCCGGCUUGCCAAUCAACCGACACCCAAGAUCCUGUAUAUCGACCGGGGAUGCUGCAAGGCACAGGGUCCGACAGCCGUGGAGACGCUUUUCCAGCCUUGGGUGGAUGAUGGGAUGGUGGUGAGGCUGGACAUUUUCCAUUGGUUUCACCGCUUUGAUGCUGCUCUGCGUACCGAGGCCCACGCAAAGUACGCCGCCUUCAAGUCUGCGCUGGCCGGGCAGUGCUGGCCUAUAACCGUGAGGACCUCCAGCUCCUCAUCAGGGCUGUCAGGGCCAGAGACCCGGUCACAAUGGAGGUUGUGACAGACGAGAAUGUUGUCCGUCGUUACAUCUCCCGGGACCACCUCAAGCAUCAUGUCCGGCGUGUCACCCUCGGAGCCCAGGAGACAUUUCGUCUUGUCCACCUAGUAAUUCAAGAGCUCAAGGGUCUAGCAGGGUUCGACGAGAGCGGGGUCAGCCUCUUCAAGU
Molecule: messenger RNA, 2700 nt
Organism: Pimephales promelas (fathead minnow)
Lineage: Eukaryota; Metazoa; Chordata; Actinopteri; Cypriniformes; Leuciscidae
Source: RefSeq, a predicted model, not a curated record